Messenger RNA from Halichondria panicea, 2897 nucleotides. RefSeq names its product alsin-like. The record is from RefSeq and is a predicted model, not a curated record. Gene Ontology annotation, biological process: endosomal transport; regulation of GTPase activity. Gene Ontology annotation, cellular component: intracellular membrane-bounded organelle; cytoplasm. Lineage: Eukaryota; Metazoa; Porifera; Demospongiae; Suberitida; Halichondriidae. Bases 127 to 2778 code for a protein of 883 amino acids. The transcript has 21 exons. Gene Ontology annotation, molecular function: guanyl-nucleotide exchange factor activity; small GTPase binding.
UGCACUCCACGUGGACGACAAAAAUUAGAAUUAUAACUAAACAUUUAUUUAUUUAUUACUUUGUUUACUUUCUUGCUCAUUGGAGUGUGCAGUGUAGACAGUGCUACUCUAUAAAGAGCAAGCAUCAUGGCAGGCAAGAGAGAUGCAGAAAUGGAAGUGUUCUGGUCAUCCCUUACUCCCAGGAUAAAGUCACUGCUCUGGUUUGAAGAUCGUAGGUUGGUUAUAUCCAGCGAUGAGGUACCAGUGAUGUUGGCUCAGCAAGGCAGACUGGCUGCCAUAAAAACAGCUCCAAAGUUUUAUCUUUUCACCGACGCCUUUUGUGUACUGCAGGGCACGUCACUCACGGAGUACCCACUGAGUGUGACCUGGCUAGAACACAUGAUCCCUGCCGAGGGCAUGUUCCAUAGCAUUCAAAACAUGACAUCAUUCCGACUUCUAACCCCUGAGGCUACUGUAGAACUGAUAUGUAAAGAACUGGCUCACAAAUCCAAGUGGGUGUCCUCCAUUGCUGAUGCUAUUGGAAUAUCACUCAACUACACUCAGUUCAUCAGUGGAAGAGGUGAUCUGAGCUUGGACAGCAAGUUGGAACUACUCAAGACUCGUGAAUACGCAGAGUACAUAUAUCGAAGUCUGGCCGAGUACAAGGACGGAAGGUUCAAAGGUCAAUGGAGAACCGCCAAGCCACAUGGCAGUGGAGAGUUCUCCCAGGAGAGCACUGGUAUUCUCUAUAAGGGUAGCUUUAGAGAGGGCAGGUUCCAUGGUCAGGGGGAGCUCACGUGGUUCUCAGAGAGAGACAACCGAAAGAAGUACAUUGGAGAUUUCAGAGGAGGGCUGACGGACGGACAUGGAGAAAUGAAGUACUCUAAUAGCGACAUCUACUCGGGUCACUGGAGUCAAGGAGAGAGGUCAGGGUUCGGCAAGAUGGAACAAAUGUCACGCAAAAACUCCUUCUAUAUCGGCAGUUGGGAGAAUGACAAGAGGCAGGGUUAUGGAGUGUACGAAGACAAGAUGAAACACGAGCGCUACCUGGGCAUGUGGGCAGAUGAUAAUCAGAGUGGUCCCGGAGUGGUGGUCAACUCUAUCGGUACAUACUGCGAAGCUGUCUUUACAAAUGGAGUCAUCGCAAGUGGCCAUGAUGGCUUGUUGAUUGAUCCUGAUGGGAAAUCAUUCAUGGGAAGGUUGGGAUCUGAGCUCAAACUUUGUGGAAAGGGUGUGCUGACGCUGACCAAUGGGACGACAGUUGAUGGUGUAUUUGGUGGCAACUGGAAGGGGAGGAUUGAGAUAAUGAGAGCAGUUCUAGCGGACAAAGGAGAGGAGGGGAUUGACGGGGAAGCAUACGAUGAGUUACAGAUAGCCAAGCUUGAUGGCAGGAUAGGUAACAGUACAGUCUCGGCUAGUCGCAAGUGGGAGCCCCUGUUUAGAGAGUGUGAGACGGCCCUCGGGUUUACUGGUGAUGCUGCCAACGACGUGUACUCUGCUUGGAGCCGACUAGCCACCGAGUCGUUCAACCGUAAAAGAGGGGAGGACUCUCCCCCGCAAGUAUCCCCUCGUGGAAAACGGUCCAACUCCCUCACCGGAUUGCAGGGCAAAACAGUUAAAGUGCCGGUGGGUUUGAUACCUCUAGAGCGAGCGAGAGCACGAACUUUGAAACCUGGACUAACUGGAUUACAAGAUGCUGCGAAAUCAUUUGGUACGACUUCUACAUCGGGGAUUUUCCCCGUUUCCAAGGAGACUACAGUCGAGGAAGUACGCCCAUCAAUUAGUCGUCCAAUCAAUAUUGAGGAUUCUUCGCUGUGUUGUUCGUAUCCGUCUGGGCAUGCGUAUCGUUUGUCUCGUGUGCCGUAUGCCCCCCACGCCGAUAGUAGCGAAAGCCCCCCCAGUGAGGGGGGUCAAGAGGAACAGGGGAGCAGGAGUCAGGGGGUGACUAGACGGAGAUCUGAUAUGGAGGACACUAUUCGAGAAUCUUUUGAUCUGACAAACACCAUACGAUCUUAUGUGGAUAAGGCCUUCAACACCUCCAGUCACCCGCUGGGUAUACUCAUGACGAGGCUGGAGACAGUCUACCUGGAGUCGUACGGAGGUCUGGGGGCCAACAAGUACCUCCUCUCCCACGCCAUUGCCGAGACUCACUCAAUCAUUAAGAAGAUACACAGUAUCGUGAGGAUUCUAUUCCCAUUCAUGAGUGGAGGUGAUUCUAAUAUCUCAAACAUUGGACUGUGUCGAGUGGAGGGACGGACUGACCCUGACGAUUAUCUGGAUAUAGAAUCAGGCUACGGCAUUCUCCACCCGCUAGUGUUCAUACGUCUAUUCCCAACUCUAAUCAAUCUUUAUGUCCUCCAUCACGAGGAAGAGGACCUCCGCUAUCUGAGAGGACUCAAGUUCCUGCAAGAUAUGGACGUAGAUAGGCUGACUCGAUUCAUCAAGUUCCCCAGCCAUCUCUGUACUAAGCUGACUGGACAAAAAGCCGACAGUGACGCUCUCAAGAUUAUGGACGAAUCAUCCAACACACUUCGAGUGAUCAAUACUCUGUUCACUCCUGGUGAGUUUCUGGAGCAUUUCAAGAAGGCCUUUCAGCAACUAAACAGUAUUGAACUGUUGAGUGGAGACUUUCUGUUACCUGCCAUUGUGUUCAUUCUGACCAGAGCAAAUGUUCCAAAUUUAGGAAGCUAUUUGCACUUUUUGACUGACUUUGCCAACACAACAGCAGAAGAUGACUACACCCUCGUCACAUAUGAGGCUGCUUAUAACUUUAUUAAGACCAACGCUCCUGGAAGAUAGAAUGAUGUACUGUUAACAAUCAUCACUGUGUUUUAUAAAGUUGUUUAUUUGUGUAUGUGUGUGUGCAAUCAAUUUUACAUAAAUUAAUUAAUAAGCAUAUUGACAUCUUGACUUUCAAA